This is a messenger RNA of Aspergillus sclerotioniger CBS 115572, 3428 nucleotides long. RefSeq lists its product as uncharacterized. The record is from RefSeq and is a predicted model, not a curated record. Lineage: Eukaryota; Fungi; Ascomycota; Eurotiomycetes; Eurotiales; Aspergillaceae. The transcript has a single exon. The annotation marks the transcript as partial.
CAAUGACACCUGGAUUUUGUUGGCGCCCUCUUCAGCUGUGCCUUGCAGCUUUCUCUUCUCCUUGUUCCCUCUCUCUCUCUUCCUCACGGCUCUGGGCUCUUCUCUGUGAUCGCGUUGUUCUGAGCAGGAGCGCCGUUCCGCAUGGGCGCAUUUCCCUUAUCUUAGGUUUGCACCAAGUGAAACGCCCCGGCUGACCAUUGAUUUCCCCCUCCUUUCACGGGUCGCUCGGCCAGGCUUCUUUCCCUGAACGGCCCUCGGCCGCGCAUUUAUUGCUUCAGUGACCGCUUAAGAUGGCCUACAACGCCGUUUCCCAGGCCGACCACGAGGUGGCUUCCAACGCGACCGAUUCGGACCAUUCCCGCAGCCCAUCGCCGCACCCUCAGCACAAUGGCCUCUUCGAGCAGCUGCCUCUGGAUGCCGACCAUAUCGGGGCGGGCUCCUAUCUACAGCCGGCCAAGUCGGCCGAGGAUUCUGGCAUCAAAAGAUUGGGCUCCAUGAUCCGGUCCAUGACCUCCACCAGCUACGAUAUGGUGGAGGAGGAUGACUACGAAAUUCCCGCCGAUCCUUCAGCGAACCACAGUUCCAAUAGUCCCCGUUACGUCCCUCCGCUAGAGACAGUCCCUCAGACUAGUUCUACAACCCCUGAACCGACCCUCCGCACCCCAGUCACCGACCAACCCGUGCCUCUCAGCCAUCCUACACCCGAUCUCCAAUCGCUGCAAGGAGCCUACCUCAAUAAUGUAGAGCGGCUUGAAAGGAGCGCUGAACGAAUGAGCCUAAGUUCCAAUAUUGGGAACGAGAUUCGCAAGAUGGACCAAGAACAAAAGCGGCGUUCGUCUAGUUCGGCCUCCAACUCCACCCAUGUCAGCAACCACGACGGCUUCAGACCGAGUCUGUCGUCCCGUCACGGUUCCAUACAGUCUGCAUCCCGUUUGGCGCAAGUUGCAGAGCAUGCGCCGGCACGCUUCUACGGCGAUUCGAUCUCCCGGGUGCCUGCGAUGCCUUAUCUUCCCCCUCCUCCUCCACCAGCCGCGCACGGCGAGCACGACUUUGUCCAGCAGGACUACUACGACCAGGAGCUGGGAGAAGAGCUCGAACGAACAUACACAGCUGCUUCUACCGACACAUACCAACAGGCGAGGGUUCUCUUCAAUGACUUUGAUGGCGUGCAUUAUGUUCCGAAUGAGAAUAAUCUGGGGCGGCGAGUGUCGCUGACGAGGCCACCCCUGGCGAGCAGGUCCGAAGCCUACAAGGAGCCACAGACAGGCGAGAAUAUGGUUUACUAUCCUGCUCCUGUGCCGAGGAUGUUAAAUCUACCACCUCGCUUAUCGCAGAGGAACAGCUCGCAACGCGACAAGCGUCGCACGCAGCUUCUUGGUGCGGUCGCGGCUGAAAAUCGCAAGUCGGCGUUGCUUGCUGUCCAGGAUUCAGGCGAUGGUAGCGAUCCUAGACGCAACAAUCAGCCAACAAGCAUACCCCCACAGCUGCGCGCGAGUGUCUUCUUCGAUCAACCAGCUCCCUCCGUUGAUGUAGAGGUCACGCAUGCUUCAGCGGUGGCGACACUCGACAGCAUCCUUGAUGCUUCGACACAUGCCCCGGUCAAUGCCUUUACAGGGCAGGUCGAUUCUAGAGGCUAUGGUCAGGCGUCGGGUAAGCUGUCCAGAGAUCCAGCUGAGCACCGAAAGACGCUCUCCACGGGAAGUAUUAUUGGGCUUGACCAUCACCUCUCCGACCCGGAUCUCAAAGAGGUACCUCUUACGUCGGGUCGCUUCUACAACCAAACAGAAGGCGGUGCUGCAGAUGUUCAUGAAAGUACUUCACUUCGGGAUGAUACCCAUGAAGUUGGCGGUGCUGUUGGCGCUGAGGACACUCCUGAAGUCGACGAGGAGAGGCAUAAUCACGAAGAGCCAGAUGCUGAUUUCACUGGGCCACCCAACACACUACUAGCAGAGCUUGAGUUCAGAAAGACCCAGCUGAAACAACGACAGCGAACUGCGCCAGAAUCUGCAGGCUUACACUCAACUCUCCUUCAGCUGGAAGCGGUCGCACAGAAGCAGAGUGAACAUCGACGACAGAGACCGGUUACCCUGGCGUGGGAAGGACCAGAUGCUCACAAUCAGGAAGCCGAAGAUGAUGAUGACGUACCUCUGGGCAUGCUGUUUCCGGAAAACGCCAAUGUCGUCAACGAGGUGCGUCCACUGGGGCUUAUGGAAAGAAGGGAACUGGAGGAGUCAGAGCCCCUCAGUAGGCGUCGUGCUAGGCUCCGGGGUGAACCCGCACCGCGCAGCCCCGAAAUACGUCCGACCACCAUGUAUUCGACAAGUGCGCAAGGUGUCGUGGAACAAGAAGAUAGCGGUGACGAAGGGGAAACUCUGGCUCAACGGCUAAAGCGACUGAAAUCUAAAGACCAGCCCGCUACAACCUCGGACAGCGAUUUUGCGAAUGAAAUCCUGGCCGAGAUCAACCACGUUGGGGAGGACGGGGAAACCAAGGAGAAGGAAAUUGCGCCGGAAGAUGAGACCCUGGCCCAGCGUCGGGCUCGCCUCCAGAAGGAGGCUGAGGCUGAGGCCCGACAGAAUUCCACAAUGAAGAUCCCUAGGUACCGAAGGAGUAUGGCAGAUAUCCUUCACGCCCGGCGUCCCACCACAACCGGACGACCGUUGACAAAUGAUGCUGCAGCGCCUCCGCCCAUGCAUCAGCGCACCCUGGACCAUCGAAUGUCUCUUCAACAAUUUCCGUCGAAGUUUGGUUCUCUUCCGGCUGCAGGAUACCCCCAGCAUCAAGGGGCUGCAGAGACCGUUCCUUACGGCCCCGGAAUGGCCCAUCCCAACACGUUCUACAGUGAUGCGCUACUUAGCAUGAACCAUCUGAGCUAUGCCGUGCCGAACAAGUCCAAGGUCGUCCGACCAAUGGUGGAAUCGGGGCAGCGAGAGAUGAUCGACCGUUGGAGACAGAGCAUAGUCUAGAACAGUUCUGUGCGGUCUCUUCCAUACUCCUGUUCUUGUCGCUUGGGGAUUUUAUUUGAUAGGAUUUUUUGUUUCUGUCUGGUCAAUUACUUGCGAGGUAUAUCUACAGGUUUUAGCGUAUCUUGUUAGCAUGAGGGCCCGGAUGCAUGAGCGAUUGUGUGCUGCUGAAUUCAUUGCAGAUUAGCGAAAUCUCUAGGUUGUAUAGGUGUCUAGUAGCAUGCGGGUCUUACCUUUUACCCCUGUCAUAGUGACGAUCAUCGCAAUGGAAUGCGUGCCAUCAGUGGUCGGUGAGUGUUUUGAUUCGAGGAUGAGCUGUGAGUAUAUGCAACAUGAAGAUAUGCUGAUCGAUUGUCCCUGGGGGUGUCAAAGAUGACUGGGAUCAUCGAGGGGGGGUUGUCGUCAUUAUUCUUAGUGCAUGGCUCUUAUUAUUAGACUUAAUAUAACUGGGGUGAUGAAAGGACU